This is a messenger RNA of Anguilla rostrata (American eel), 1681 nucleotides long. Its product is annotated as stabilizer of axonemal microtubules 1-like. Gene Ontology annotation, molecular function: microtubule binding. Lineage: Eukaryota; Metazoa; Chordata; Actinopteri; Anguilliformes; Anguillidae. The transcript has 3 exons. Gene Ontology annotation, cellular component: axonemal microtubule; centriole; cytoskeleton. The record is from RefSeq and is a predicted model, not a curated record. The coding region runs from base 106 to 948 and encodes 280 amino acids.
GCGGAACUGGAACCGCCCAGAAGCGUAGUGAGCGACUGGCGCGGACUGGUGACUGUGUGAUAGGCUGGCUACAUUUUCCGGGUAUUUACAACAGAAAUCGCGCGGAUGCGAAACCCAGUUGCAACAGAGGAGGUUCGUGCAGCGAACCAACUAAAUGAGAAGCCACUCGGAACCAGGGACAAUUUGAAGCGCGCCACCACCCCCAACCAAUGGACACUCUCGCGUAAGCCUGGCAGUUCCAGUAAACAGAACAGCAGAGGUGCGCAGGUGGAGAUGCCAAAGUUACCCGUGGCUCGGGAUAAGAACGUCAGUGAGUACCAGGGGAAUUACAAGGCCUGGCCGGCGUUGUCCAUUCGCAAGCGCCGGCCGAUGGACUGUAUCCGCCUCAGGGGCGAUUUCGACCUGUUGACCAAUUACGCCGCCGUCUACAAGGGUGUGAAGGGUGAGGUGGCGAAGUUAGUUCGGCCCCAAGACAACGUGGGCACCGACCAAUCCCCCUUUAAGACAUUCACGGAAUACCAGGACACCUAUAAGGCCUGGUCAGUCCUGCCGGUGCGCUCGAAAAAGCCAGUGGAGUACAGGGCUCGGGGUGAUGUGGACUUUGUGAGUAAUUACGCCCAGGAGUACAAGGCCUGGAAGAUCCAGAGGAGACUCCCGAUCAUCCAUCUCGAACAGACGGCUAUGCCCGUGGGACCCUUCCAGAACAUCACCUCCUAUCGCUACGAUUUCACGCACAGGGCCGCCAAACAGCCACCCGGCUCAAAUAGGCCAAACGGAGGCGAGACUCAGCUCCUCAUCAAGGGACGGCAGCUCCCUCGCUCCAUCUCCACCAAGGAGAGCCGCGAGUCUCGCAGCACUGACGCGCCAAGGCAAAGACAGCCAGUGGGCGUGGUCAGCCAGCGCAGAGAUACGCAGCCCGGCAAAGUCGGUCGUUCUGAACAAGCUUGAAAGAACGGGGGAAAAAAAUUCUUAUUAAAAUGGCCACGAAGGAUGCCAAUCCAAAUCCAUUUUAAAAACUGUUUAGCUUGUAGCAUCAUUAGCAGACUUUGUUUUACAGGGCUAGUUCGGCCAUUUCUUCCUGAUGACUUGAAAAACACAUGCGCGUGCUAAGGAUUGAUUUGUUACAUUAUUGCGUUUUUUAAGUCACACUAAAAUAUUGCACCAUUCUGUCGGUUAUUUUUGGUGCUCAUUGAACAAAUGCCUACAACAUGCAGGUAGGCCUACCAUUGAGCCUCUGGCAAAUGUGGUUCACCGUGUACAUCUCAGUCUUGGUUAAAUUAAACAUUCUGAUACGCUGCAAAUAAACUGUUUCAUAACAAACUUUGGUUUGCUCGGUACAUACAACUGUUGGUGCAUACUAAAUUCAAAGCACACACAUUGUUAACAAAAAAAAAACUGUUACACGGUUAUUGUUUUGUCAACCUUUUUAAUCAAAUUUUGAAAAAUAAAGUUUUGAGUACAGAAAAGAGUAGGCAAAAAUGUUCAGCGAAUCACUUUCUGAGCAGAGACAGUAAGCAUGAGCUGCCAGAUGUUGAAAUGGUGUGGCUAACUGAAUAGUAGUUUUUGUUUAAUAUGCUCUUGAUACGGCUGUAUUUGGGUGUAGCAACUAUAGGCUACAUUAUCGAGGAUCUGUCCAUAAAGUGAACAUUUGCUAUGGAUGCAUCACCGUUUGGGUAAAGCC